AUGUCCGAACGAGUAAUGACGUCGGUGAUCCAAGACUCGAAACGCGAGAGCCGCGUCUAUGUGGACUAUGAGGUUUCGUCACCCCCACCCACGCCAGGUGCGGAAUGGGUGCGAUUCGUGCUGAUCUCGGACACGCAUUCGCAGGUCACGCCCGUGCCGGACGGCGAUGUGCUGCUGCAUGCCGGAGAUCUAACGACGUUGGGUCAGCCUGAUGAUCUGAAUGCCCAGGUCGAAUGGUUAAAAACACUACCACACAAGACCAAGGUGUUUGUAUGCGGCAACCAUGACUUUGCAGCGUGUACGGUAAACAACUACUACGAGACGCGCGGCCGCGAGCUCAACGCCCUGUUCAAGGUCAAGGACGCGGCAAAUGACGUUGAACGGGUAAAGGAGAUUCUCAGCAAGCAGAACCUGGAUGAAGGGGGCCUGAAGUAUUUGAACAACGAAGAGUGGGGGUUCAAGGUGGACAGAGAGGAGACUCGACACCAUACUUGGAAGGUCUGGGGUAGUCCCUGGUCGCCCGAAUUCGAAGAUUGGGCAUGGAACUACAAACGCGGUGCUCAGGCUCGAGAGAUUCACGCAGGCAUCCCGUCCGAUAUUGACCUCCUUAUCACCCACACCCCGCCACACACGCUCGGAAGACUUGACGCCAUUCGCGACGGCACGCCCGUUGGCUGCGAAGAGCUCACUCGACGCCUCACCGCCCCGCGCACCUCCCCGGACGCGAUCCGUCCGCUGCUGCACGUGUUCGGACACAUCCACGAAGCAAGGGGUGUGCAUUUGCUCGCGCAGCAGCAGGAUGAGGGGCAGCGAGAGGUGGAUGAGACGGUGUUGGUCAAUGCGGCGCUGGUGGAGUACGAUCAGGAUGCGUGGAACCUGAAGCGUAUCUUUUCAUACACCGUCGUGUGCAAACCGGUGAUUGUCGAUUUGCGCGUUCCAGCGCCCUCCGCAGCCUAG
Messenger RNA from Sporisorium graminicola, 957 nucleotides. RefSeq lists its product as uncharacterized. Lineage: Eukaryota; Fungi; Basidiomycota; Ustilaginomycetes; Ustilaginales; Ustilaginaceae. The record is from RefSeq and is a predicted model, not a curated record. The transcript is spliced from 6 exons. Bases 1 to 957 code for a protein of 318 amino acids. Gene Ontology annotation, molecular function: hydrolase activity.